ACCACAUCUCAGCACCUACCGUAGCUUCAGUAACAGCUUCCCAGCCUUCAACAUGAUGAAAGUCGUAAUCCUCGCUUUGGCUUGUCUUGCCUUGGCAACUGCCGUUCCCAUGAUGAAGUAUGGCAAAUAUGGCGGUCUCGGUAUGAGCUUCGGUGGAUAUAGCAUGGGCAUGGGAUACGGCGGAUUCGGAUAUGGCGGUCUUGGUGGAUAUGGCAGAUAUGGGAUGGAGAUGGGAUAUGGCGGACUCGGCGGAUUUGGCGGUUACGGCAUGGGCUAUGGUGGAUUGGAUAUGGGCUAUGGUGGAUACGGCAUGGGCUAUGGUGGAUACGGAAUGGGCUUCGGCAAAGGCGGAUUCGGCAAGGGCUACGGUUACGGCAAAUGAAAAGUGAUGAU
Molecule: messenger RNA, 393 nt
Organism: Gigantopelta aegis
Lineage: Eukaryota; Metazoa; Mollusca; Gastropoda; Neomphalida; Peltospiridae
Product: neuropeptide-like protein 31
Exons: 2
Coding region: 53-382 (109 amino acids)
Source: RefSeq, a predicted model, not a curated record